CAUAGCAUAGAUACAUUGAGAUUCUAUUCUCUUCACUCAAAGACUUCAGAAGAAUACUCAGUGCAGUAGGCCAAAGCUAACACAAGAAUUGAUCUGAUGUUGCUAAGUAUUUUCAGUCAACAAUCACCACUGAUGCUGCUUAACAAGACCUGCUGACUUGUGGUCUUAGGACUAUUGUGACAUCAAGCUAUACCUAAAAUCAGUCCAAUGCAACAGGAGUUUCAAGAACAGCAGCACAAAAAUGAUGUCUUAACUGAAUAGGCAAAGAAGGCAUAUAUUUUCAAGAAAGCCUCUUUAUUCUUGGAGUAGAAGUUUCCCUUAAAGAUGACAAGUGGUGCACACUCUUCGGGAUCUUUUGUAUCCUCAAAAAGAAGCUCUAAAAUAGGUGACAACUACUUGAAGGAACUAAAUGAGGACUUAAAGAUAAGGAAGCAGGAACUUACAGAAAUGCUAAAACCUCUAAAAGACAAGAACAACCUCUUAUUCCAGAAGUUAAUGUCUAAUUUGGAUGAAAAGCAAAAAAGUCUGCAGAUCAUGAGGCAGAUCAUGGCAGGGAAGGAAUGUGAUGAAUCCUCAGUCAUGGAGCUCAUUCAGGAAGCAGAGGAGAUGAAACAGAACCUGGAAAGGAAAAACAAGAUGCUUCGGAAGGAAAUGGAGAUACUAUGGAACAAGACUUUUGAGACAGAAGAACAUCAAGAUCAUCAAAAAGCACCACAGAUAAAAACCACAGCACACUUGCAGGAUGGAAAGGAAAAGAAACAGAGAAAAAUGGAAUGGGUCAAGUAUCAGGAACAAGCCAACAACCUUCAGAACAGAAAAGUGAUUGAAUUGAGAAUUGAAGCCUUGAAGAACUAUCAGAAGGCUAAUGACCUGAAAUUAUCACUGUACUUACAGCAGAAUUUUGAGCCAAAGCAAGCAUUUUUGAAUAUUCCAAUAUCCCAAGGUACUAUGGACAAAACAACUAUGGGCAAAACAACUUGUGACAGAAAUAAACCCAAUAUGAGAAUUCUGGGAUCAAAAAUCUGCACAGAACAUCAAGGAGCUAAAGAAUGUCAGUGUGAUGAUACAGGAGGGAGGCACUUUUUUCUGAGGUCACUGUCGGAUGAAACUCAGGAUUAGAAGGCUUUAACUCCAUUUGCUUUGGACAGACUAGGCACAGCCAUUUGUGUUAAUUAAAAUCUCUCAAACCUUUGCUUUAGUGCUGUUUUCUUCUCUUUCCACCACCAAUAUGGGUGGAAACUUAGGUGGCUGACCUUAAGCAU
Molecule: messenger RNA, 1262 nt
Organism: Cavia porcellus (domestic guinea pig)
Lineage: Eukaryota; Metazoa; Chordata; Mammalia; Rodentia; Caviidae
Gene: Ccdc196
Product: coiled-coil domain containing 196
Exons: 9
Coding region: 325-1119 (264 amino acids)
Source: RefSeq, a predicted model, not a curated record